AUGACGCUUUUUGGUCGACAGAUCGAGUCGACUGUGGCUCUUGUGCUACACUUUUGGCCAGUGCAAGAGUCUCAAAUGCCAGCAAUAUCUGGCAAGCAACAAGGCUCUCAUGGUGAUACUUAUAGCCAUGGGACCUUCGGGAACCACUUUAAUGGAUCUGAUAACGGCCGACCCGUCCACAGCGUCGGCAACGGUGACGGCGUCGUCGGGAUCGACGGCGCCGUCUACGGCUGCUCCGCUAUCAGUGUCGAGCGGUGGCGGAGGGAUUCCGACGAAGACGACAUUGGAGAGAGGAAGUCAAAGAGAGCGGCGUUGAUGCAGAUCCAGAGCGACACCGUUUCGCGGCCAGGCCGUUUUGCAUCCGGUUCUGCCAACAUCAAUAUCAUGCCGCGAGAAGCAAAAGCAGAAGAAAAAGGUUCCAAAAGUUCACAGAAACAAUUAGUUCUCCAUGUCUUUCCGAAGCUCGCUGUGUAUAAUUCUGUUGACCCUUCAUUAGCGCCUCGCUUCCAUGCUCUUACUUAUGCUCCUUCUAGCAACACUGAAAUUCUGUCCAAAUUGUAUGAAAUUGUCUUCAGCAUUCUCGAUAAGGUUGCUGAUGUCCCCCAAAAACGUAAGAAGGGCAUGUUUGGGACUAAAGGUGGUGAUAAAGAGUCAAUUAUCCGGAGUAACUUGCAAUAUGCUGCCCUAAGUGCUUUGAGGAGACUUCCUUUGGAUCCCGGAAAUCCAGCAUUUCUGCAUCGUGCUGUGCAGGGGGUUUCAUUCGCUGAUCCUGUUGCUGUGAGACAUUCUCUGGAAAUCCUCUCUGAUUUGGCGACAAGGGAUCCUUAUUCUGUUGCAAUGGCAUUAGGAAAGCUUGCUCUCCCUGGAGGGGCUCUGCAGGAUGUUCUCCAUUUGCAUGAUGUGCUUGCUAGAGUAGCAUUGGCCAGGUUGUGCCAUGCAAUAGCUAGAGCUCGGUCUCUCGAUGAGAGGCCGGACAUAAAAUCUCAGUUCAACUCAGUACUCUAUCAGCUCCUGCUGGAUCCCAGUGAACGAGUUUGUUUCGAGGCAAUCUUAUGUGUAUUGGGAAGAUCUGAUAAUACAGAUAGGACGGAAGAGCGUGCCGCUGGGUGGUACCGCUUAACUAGGGAAAUUCUCAAAUUGCCAGAAGCACCUUCUGUAUCAUCAAAGGGAUCUGAGGCAAAUGAUGCACUUCCACCAAAGUCUUCUAAAGAGAAAUCUUCAAAGACAAGGCGUCCACAGCCCCUCAUUAAACUUGUAAUGAGAAGGUUGGAGAGUUCUUUUCGUAGUUUCUCUAGGCCAGUACUUCAUGCAGCUGCUAGAGUUGUGCAGGAGAUGGGAAAAAGUCGGGCUGCAGCAUUCGCUGUAGGUUUACAGGACAUUGAUGAAGGAGUCCAUCUUAAUUCAUAUUCUGAGACGAUUGAUACACUUGAUUCAGAUAUUAAUGAAACCUCACACCCUGAAGGUGUUCGAAGAACCUCCUCUGUGUCUAAUGGAACAGGUAGUAGGGAUACAAUUACCGGCUUGUUAGCUUCACUGAUGGAAGUGGUACGAACGACUGUAGCAUGUGAGUGUGUUUAUGUUCGGGCAAUGGUAAUCAAGGCAUUAAUAUGGAUGCAAAGUCCAUAUGAGUCAUUUGAUGAACUAGGAUCAAUUAUUGCUUCGGAGCUUUCUGAUCCAGCUUGGCCAGCAACACUAUUAAAUGACAUUUUGCUCACUUUGCAUGCUCGUUUUAAAGCAACUCCAGAUAUGGCUGUCACACUUCUUGAAAUUGCCAGAAUCUUUGCUACUAAAGUUCCGGGGAAGAUUGAUGCUGACGUAUUGCAACUGCUAUGGAAAACAUGCCUUGUUGGAGCUGGUUCUGACGGAAAACACACAGCUUUGGAAGCAGUUACUAUAGUGCUUGACCUACCACCACCGCAGCCUGGGUCAAUGUUUGGGCCUCUGUCGGUAGAUAGGGUGUCUGCAUCUGAUCCAAAGUCAGCUCUUGCAUUACAGAGAUUAGUCCAAGCUGCAGUAUGGUUCUUAGGAGAAAAUGCAAAUUAUGCUGCUUCUGAAUAUGCUUGGGAAUCUGCAACUCCUCCUGGUACUGCAUUGAUGAUGUUAGAUGCAGAUAAAAUGGUUGCUGCUGCUAGUUCUCGCAACCCUACUCUUGCUGGUGCUUUGACUCGACUUCAGAGGUGUGCUUUUAGUGGCAGCUGGGAGGUUCGCAUUGUUGCUGCUCAAGCUCUUACGACCAUGGCAAUCAGAUCUGGUGAGCCUUUCAGGCUGCAGAUCUAUGAAUUUUUGCAUGCUUUAGCUCAUGGUGGUGUGCAGUCACAAUUUUCAGAGAUGCAUCUCAGUAAUGGGGAAGAUCAAGGAGCCAGUGGUACAGGCCUUGGAGUGUUGAUAAGUCCCAUGAUAAAGGUUCUUGAUGAAAUGUACCGAGCGCAAGAUGACCUGAUCAAGGACAUACGCAAUCAUGAUAACGCCAAAAAAGAAUGGACAGAUGAUGAGCUUAAGAAACUGUAUGAAACACAUGAGCGGUUAUUAGAUCUUGUUUCACUGUUUUGCUAUGUUCCAAGAGCAAAAUAUCUUCCAUUGGGCCCGAUUAGUGCAAAACUUAUUGACAUCUACCGUACACGGCAUAAUAUAAGUGCAUCCUCUGGUUUGAGUGAUCCAGCAGUUGCCACUGGAAUUUCUGACCUUAUUUAUGAAUCUGCUAAACCGGCACCUGCUGAGCCUGAUACACUUGAUGAUGACCUUGUAAAUGCAUGGGCAGCAAACCUUGGUGACGAUGGCCUGUUGGGAAACAAUGCGCCAGCCAUGAACAGGGUUAAUGAAUUCCUCGCUGGUGCUGGUACGGAUGCUCCUGAUGUUGAUGAGGAGAAUAUCAUCUCUAGACCUUCAGUUAGUUAUGAUGAUAUGUGGGCUAAGACUCUUUUAGAGUCUUCAGAGUUAGAGGAGGAUGAUGUGAACUCUGGUUCAUCUUCCCCAGAUUCAGCUGGAUCAGUUGAAACUUCUAUAUCAUCGCACUUUGGUGGAAUGAGUUACCCUUCAUUGUUCAGUUCAAAGCCAUCUACCUAUGGGGCUUCACAACCCUCGGAAAGGCCAAGCAAGUUUUCGUCGGGUUAUGGUUCUCCAAUUAGGGAGGAGCCUCCACCAUACACAUCACCUGCCAUGCAAAGGUACGAGUCAUUUGAGAACCCGUUAGCUGGUGGAUUGCAGAGUUUUGAGUCUCAAGAUGAUGGGCGAUCAUCAUCUGGGAAUCAGCAGUUUGGGACAGCACUUUAUGACUUCACUGCUGGUGGAGAUGAUGAGUUAAAUUUGACGGCAGGAGAAGAGGUCGAAAUUGAGUAUGAAGUUGAUGGAUGGUUUUAUGUGAAGAAGAAACGCCCUGGAAGGGAUGGCAAAAUGGCUGGGCUAGUACCUGUCCUCUAUGUCAAUCAAUCUUGAAGUGUCAUGCCAUGAUACACCAAACGUUCAUCUUUUUGGUCUGUUUUCUGAGCCAUUUAUUGCCUGAAAAUUUUGUGGGAGCUUUCUUAUAUUCUUUUUGUGUCAUCAUUAUUGAAGAUAUUGCUUGCUAGGAGAUACGGUCUGCUGGAGCUCUGUGCCUAGAGUUUUUUGUUCGUUAUGUUUCUCAUUCUUAAUAUUCAAGCUGCGGAGAUCAUGUAGGAGAUCAGCGUGUCAAUAUUCUGUUGUUUGUAUCAUUUUUACCAUGUAAAUGUUAUAAUUAAUAUUUAUAGAAGUUUAGAUGUAGUGACUGUAACAGGAGUGAAUCAGUAUAGUAAUAUUAUCUAAUUAUUGAC
This is a messenger RNA of Pistacia vera, 3785 nucleotides long. RefSeq lists its product as uncharacterized. Gene Ontology annotation, molecular function: protein binding. The transcript has 25 exons. NCBI's taxonomy places the organism in Eukaryota, Viridiplantae, Streptophyta, Magnoliopsida, Sapindales, Anacardiaceae. The record is from RefSeq and is a predicted model, not a curated record. Bases 1 to 3432 code for a protein of 1143 amino acids.